Molecule: messenger RNA, 934 nt
Organism: Onychostruthus taczanowskii (white-rumped snowfinch)
Lineage: Eukaryota; Metazoa; Chordata; Aves; Passeriformes; Passeridae
Gene: RIMOC1
Product: chromosome unknown C5orf51 homolog
Exons: 6
Coding region: 326-793 (155 amino acids)
Biological process (GO): mitophagy
Source: RefSeq, a predicted model, not a curated record
GCCCGGGGCCCGCGAUACCUUCUUAGCGAAAGGCUCUGCUAAUCUGGACAAGUUAAAGGACCUCUGCAAGGAAGGGAAAGAACAUCCUUCCACGCUUUUUCAGCUCUAUACCCAGGCUGUCCUAGACAUUACAUAUUUUGAGGAAAACCAGCUUGUGGAUGAAGAUUUUCCAGAAGAAUCUGCCUUGCAAAAACUUAAAGAACUUAUUUCUGUUCUUUCAGAACCAGAAGACCUAGUGAGGGAAUGCGGCAUAAAAGAACCCAUCAACAUCCUUGGAGCAGAGUUGUUAGAAUGUCUUUACUGGAGGAAAGGAGCCCUGCUUUACAUGUAUUGCCACACAGCAAAAGAAAGGAGUGAAUGGCUACAAGAAAACAUUGCCACAUUUAAAAAGUGUCUUAAUGAUGGAGUUCAGUACUUGAUGAAGAUGCUUAGCUUUAGAUGCCCUCUUCAGCUAGAUGAAGAUAUCUCACUUCAAGAUAAAGACACAGCUAGAUUACUCAGUGAAGGUAUAUUUAGUGACACUCACUUGCUGGCAAUGAUGUACAGUGGAGAAAUGUGCUACUGGGGACUGAAACACUGUGGAGAAGGGAAAGAAAGCCUUGAGUCAAUAGAUCCUGUGUCUAACAGUGACCUGGGCAGCAGAUCACAGAGCAUAUCACUGGAUUUCCAAGAAACAGGGAGACUCAUGUUAACAAAGUAUGUGGCCGUAUGUGAGGGACCCUUAAAAGGUCAAGGGUGGAACACAACAACUGCAAAACAAAUGCUGCAUUACUUCCUGAAAUCCCACGACUAAGAUCCACUGCAUUGUCUUUGCCAGAAGCAAACUUGUGGCACAGGAGCGCACUCUUCGUCACUGACUUCCUUUCUUUUUCUUUUUCCCAACCGAAAUGUACACUUCUGUUGCAUUAAAAGCACGCAGUCAAGGACUCCCGGA